Molecule: messenger RNA, 4572 nt
Organism: Heterocephalus glaber (naked mole-rat)
Lineage: Eukaryota; Metazoa; Chordata; Mammalia; Rodentia; Bathyergidae
Product: lymphocyte antigen 6D-like
Cellular component (GO): plasma membrane
Source: RefSeq, a predicted model, not a curated record
CCCAGCCAUGAGGACUCCCCUGCUGUGGCUGCCUCUGCUCCUGCUCGUGUGGCCAGGGCAGGCACUGCAGUGUCAUGAGUGCACUGCUACAAAGGAUUGUUUCCAGCCUGUGUCUUGUGGAGCCCAAACCCACUACUGCCUGACCACAUGGAACAGUCCCCCAGGUCAGGAAACCAUUUUCAUAAAAUCAUGUGCUUACACUUGCCCUGGCUUCCAGGAGAGCCUGCUUUACUCCAAGGCCAGCUGCUGCAACACAGAUCUCUGCAACAGUGUGGUGAACCACCGAGUCAGCUGGGGUGUGCUGGUCUUCAGCCUCUGGGCUGCCCACCUCAGCAGGUAGCCAAGGUGCUGCAGAAGUAGGAGUAGGUCCUGCUGUGCAGUGGACAUGCUGUGUGGUCUCAGAUGUGGCACUUUCCAGCUAUCACUGGGAAGAUUCCAGGGGAAGGCAGUCACAGAAGUGGGGCCUGACAGAAGAUGGACACAUCCACCAGGUCCUUGCUGCUGUCCAGGGUGCUGCUGUCCAGGGUGCUGCUGUCCAGGGUGCUGCUGUCCAGGGUACUGCUGUGGGAUCCCUGGCCUCACAGUCGGCCAUCUGCUGGCUUCUAGGUGCUGGUGCAAUUAGGUGGCCAGGGCCACAGAUCUUACUGAGCUGGGGCUGAGGCAGAUGCCAUACCCCCACUUUUGGGAGCAAGGAUCAGCCCUCCUAACUACCUCAGAAAACCUGGGCCUGGCCACUACCACCUCAGGCUGAUGCCUGUUGCCUCUAUAUCCAGAACUCAACUGCGUUGUUAUAAGUUGGGUCCAAAGACCCUCAGCAAAUGGAAUCCCCAUGGAGGGGCCCCCUGGCUGGCAUGUGGGGUGUGGGGGGAGGCACUGCCCAGGCAGUAAUAGAUGCACUUCUGAGAAUUCCGUGGGUCAGCACUGGUGGCAGCAAGUCAUGAUCCGGCAAAUCUGGCUGUAAGAUCUGUAGACCCAGGAACCUGUUGCCCCAGGAUUAGGCCCUGAGGAAUCUCUCUAGGGUGGCACUGACCUUUCCCAGGAUCUCAGCUCCUGCAAACUCUGGAUCCUGGAAUAGGAAGAGGCUUCAUUCAUCUUGUUUUAAGGGUAUUCCAGGGCUGGAGCUGAGGCUUCCUUUCCCCUGUGGCCUGUGGCCCAGAUAAAUGGCUUUGGUCAGCUUGCCAAUCUUCAUGAGUUAUACAUUCUUUUUUAAAGAGUUACUGCCUCCUAGAAGAGUAUGUAGCUGGCUCUCUCAGAGAUCUGGAGGCCUGAACAGCACCAUCUCUGUUCUCCCUGGGUGGAGCCCCUGUCAAGUAGUGGGAAGCAGAUGGGUUUUCAUGGAGAGACAUCAAAAGACUUCUCAUCUGGAGCGAGUCUGCCUAUCUUCUGUGAGACCUGAUGGUUCUCCACCUUCCUCUCUACACUGGCCUCCUCUUUCUCUUCUUACAACCUGCCCCUUCUUCAGGAGGAAAGUAUGCAGUGAAUCCUCACUUUCUGCAGCCCUGGGGCUAUGUUGGGUCCCCCCCUUCCUGGGGCCACCUUCCUAACAAAGUCAAGGGUCUUCCCCAGCCAGGCCCCUCCCUCAAGCAAUCGAGGGGGGUCACAGCCUUCAGAAGACUGGCAUUGCUGACUGCCUCAGCAAGCCCUGUUAUCCCAUGGGGCACAUGAGGUCUUGAGAUUAAACUGUCCUUCUGGCUUCUAUGACUCUGGGAACAAUUAGCUCCCAGUUCAGCCUUCUGCUGAGACAUGUGCCUCUUCCACUGACAACCGGUAGAUUCUUUGGUAAAAAGAAUCUAGACCAGCACUUCAAAUAACCAGCAGUGACCAUCACAUGAGCCAGUGUGUGCCAUGGGCACCAUGAACAAACUGCACCCACUGGCACCACUGUCCUGUAUAUGCUAGCUCUGGGGUGAGAAUGUGUGGGAUUCACCUGCCUGCAAGGCACGCUAUGAAUUUACCACGCUGGUGCUUCUUAGUGGUCAGGCCAGCCAUUUCUUCCACUGGAUGGGCAGCAAAAGGGAAUUCACAUAGAAGCCCAGACUGUCUUCUGCACAGUCCUCCACCUGAAGUACCUCUAGUGGGAGACAGACCCAGCCCACCCUUAGCCAUGGCCACAACCACGGGGUCAACUGCCUAGGCCUGGCUCAGGGAUGAUCCUGUGAGCCUCACAACUGAAAUAAUACUGUCAGUGUAUGUAUAUAUCGUUUCUCAGUUGGCAGAAGGUUGUUAGGACAGACAUACUGUGGUAGAUUAACUAAUGGGCAACUUGUAACGCCAGUUGAACUGAAUCAGUGUGGUCUGGGCAUGGAAGAUCCACCUGAAGAUUGUUGCCAAUAGCCAUAAAAAGAGAACUGGAGGAGGAGAUUGCGGGCUGUUGAUUUUCUAGGAGAAGCUUGCUGUAGAUGUUUUUCCUGAUGGGAACUUGGCUUUCUCAUCGGAGGAGGAGCUCAGGGCCUCACUGACACUGGGAAUGGCUGCUGUUCUCAUCAGGGGAGCUCUGAUCUUUACCAUGCACAUCACUUCCUGGAUCCAAUGUAGAUCCCUCAGCCUGGUGGCACAAGCCCUUCCUCCCACUGGCACAGGUUUUCUAGCUUCCACCACGGGCCUUUGGGCCUUCUAGGUGCAGAUCAUCAAUAAGGACAAGCAUGAAACAUUGCUGUGGGCUCUAGGCCACUGGCUGGGCUCAUAGAGGGCAUGGCGUUGGACACUAGGCCUUUAGCUGGACUUUUGUGGGACAUUGCUGUGGGAUCCAGACCCUUGGUUGGAUUCUUUGGGCCUCUAGUGUGUGGCUAAUCUCUUGCACUCCUCUAUAUUUGACAUUUUGGGUAAAUAUCAUAAAAUAAUUCUAUAAAUUAUGUGUCCUGUAUUAAAUGUAUUCCCUUGCCAAAACCCUGACUACAACACAUACUUACCAAGCUCUUUGGCUGUAGCACUUAAUACACAGUACUAGUGGGCCAAGCCCACACCGCACUGCAGGCAGGGGAAAGGGAGGGCUCAUGGCUUCAGGUGUUGAGAGCAGGGCACACCUGUCUUGUUCACACACCUGUUGAACACUGAGUGUCUGGACAUCCUGAGAACUGUGGUCAGGAAAGGCCAUAGGAGAGGUCAAGGGUAUUCUGUGAGCAGAAUGUGAUUCCCUUUGUAGUUAUUUCCCAGGUCCAGCCCAGGAGCCCCAUGGCAAACACCAUCUAUGGGGGGCCUACUGCAUUAGAUGCUGGGACCUCUGCCAGCAUCAGGCAGCAUUUCCGCUCUUUGGGUGUCACAGCAUACCUGGCAGGGCACGUUUUGAACAAGUUAUUAGAAAAAGGUGGGGAUGUGGGGAGGGGCCAGUGUCUGUCCAGGGCUCCUGGGUUUUAGGAGUGCAGCAGUGAUGCUACAUGGUACUUGGUGGGGGUUUAGUCUGCAAGGAACACAGGACCCUGCCCAAGGAGUGAUCUGGAAUGCAGCUAACUUUAGACCAGGUGACAGCACUCCAAGGGGAACAGGUCACAGGCUUCCCACUGGACACCACCCUCUGGGAAACACUUGACUUACCUCGUCCAUCCUGGUCCCAAUACCAACAUGUGUGGGUAUCAAAGCUGGGUGAUGCUGAAGAAGGGCUGGUCACUCUGGCAUCAAGUUGAGUCCCACACAUCCCUACAACAUCCUCACACCCUGCCAUGUAACAGACAGAUGCAUUCAGGCUCACAGGUGGUGUUAUCAUCACCUAUCAGGUGAGCCAGUCUGUGCUGGUGAGGAUUCAUUGAGGUCGUGGCAGUAAAAGUCCCUGGCACAUUGGAGUCUCCACAAAAGGCCAGGGCUGUGGCAGGCAAGUGGAAGGUUGACUUGGGGACUAAAGCCUCCUUCUGGCACAAAGAAUCCAUUCAUGUAAUCUGAACCAGAGGAGGGUCAGCUUCAAUAUCUUUCAGUCCAUAUUUUGAAAAGAGGAUAAAGAGGAUGGACCCAGCCACAAGAAUCCACUCCAUGAGAAGCCCCAACAGAGCUUCACAGGACACUUGUUCUGGGCUGGAAAUUUUCAGCCCAGAAUUUCAGCUUCCCAGCAUUGUAGGCAGCAUGGGGGAUCUUGGAAUGCUGCCCCUCCCUGCUAGUUAUAAAAGAAAUAUAGUAAUGCAACCCAUUAUUUCCUGAAGUCAGGGGAGAGAUGCAUAUAGAAGAUAAACACUGAAAAUUACUCUGAGGCCCUCUCCAACCUGGUCCCUGUGCCCAAUGGGUCAGGUCAAAUGGCAGGAUUCCUUCCUUUUCCUGCAAGAGUCAAGAGUAAACUGGGGCAUUAUUUCCCACACUUCCUGUUGGCUUACUUCCUGUCACACAUUUCCACCUGUAUAUCUCUAACCACUGGAACUGUAGAUACGUUAUGUCUGGUAGAUAUAUGAUGUCUUGUAGAUACGUUAAUGUCAACAUCUGUGGAUUCAGCUGAUUCUUUUACAUUGUACGAGCCAGGGCUUAGCUAGUCCUUUGAAAUGUCAACAUUGUAUCUGCUUCUGACUUUAUGUUGUUAUAGUUUGUUCAUCUUUUACAUAUAUGUAUUUGUGCCCAAAUCAGAGUGUUUCUGCCAAAUAAACUUCUAUCAGUGAA